Onychostoma macrolepis is the source of this 8250-nucleotide messenger RNA. It is a transcript of the gene sema6bb, whose product is annotated as sema domain, transmembrane domain (TM), and cytoplasmic domain, (semaphorin) 6Bb. The transcript has 18 exons. Gene Ontology annotation, molecular function: chemorepellent activity; semaphorin receptor binding. The coding region runs from base 1051 to 3675 and encodes 874 amino acids. Lineage: Eukaryota; Metazoa; Chordata; Actinopteri; Cypriniformes; Cyprinidae. The record is from RefSeq and is a predicted model, not a curated record. Gene Ontology annotation, biological process: negative chemotaxis; semaphorin-plexin signaling pathway; axon guidance.
AAUUAAAUUCACUUACGUUUCCACUUGCGCUUCUAUGCCAAGACUAAUCCCCUCAUCCAAGUAUCGCUGGUUUAUUUCCUAACUCCAAAUGAUUAACAACAAAUUAAUUCCGCUCCAGUCCGCAGCUCUAUUCUGCGUCAGGUUUUGGCAUUGACUUGCGUUUGAAUAGCUGUGGGUGACAGACUUACAACAGCGCUGAGAUAGCAAACGCGUGAUCUUUCUCUUUCAGACCAAACGCUGCGGGCUACACGCCGGGGAUUGCUGGAAAUAUUACAUUUCUACCGGACAAUAAGAGUUUCCUUUAACGGAUUCCAGAGGCUGGACUCCUCAAAUCUGAGGCAGCGACGCGCGCACCAAACAAACGUUCGUGCCUUUUUGUCCACGCGCUCAGGAGCGUGUUCAUUCUACUGGCGCAGCACUGAAUAACUAUUGUAGCGGUAGGUGAUUGAUAAGGCAAGUGUUUCCAGCCCAGACAAACACGUUUUCAUAAGACACAGCUGGUUGCGCUGGCGUGGACUGUUUUUGCCAUCAUUUGUUAGACAUAAGGCAGUUUAUCCCCGCUUAUUGCAAACGACUUCUUGGAUACUGGAUGGCUGUCCGAAGGGGAAUACAACGGCUGCAGGACCAAGCCGGGAAUGACAUUUGUUCACGAGCUGCAUAAACGAGCUUUGUUGCGCGGUGUUUUUACCCGGGGACAGGUGUCGUUGUGUACGUUGGGGCGGGGGGUUAGUUGUUGGGGGUUUGGACACAGUUGUCUUAAGGAUGUCAGAUCAGGGAUCAGAUCUACACAGAGACAGGUGCGAUAGAGAGGAGUAGAUUUCACGCGGACCCCUCCUCUCUUCUCUCUUCUCCUCUCAGUCAUUCUGGAUUAUAGUCCCGAGGAGGCGAGUCAUUCACAGAGAAUCGGGCUCACCGUUUCCCGCGGCUGUUAGUGUCGCCUCUGUCUCUUUCUCACCCCUCUGUGAGAGUUCACCGCUGGUGGAGCUGUGUGAAGCUGAGAGUUCAGACCUCAACCUGGAGGAGCUUCACUCAUGCCGGAGCUCCCCUACCAUGACGACUGUACCCAGAUCUUUCAUCGGGAUCUUGUGGCUCCUGCGGUUGGUGUGUGCGGUCUUCCCUGAGGAACCGGGACCUCUGAACUUUAUCCCAACUGAAGUGGUGAGAAGGUAUCCUGUGUUUCUCGGACGACCCCAUCGCUCAACACUCAGACAGGAGCCCUUACACAUUCAGAGGAUCCUGCAGGUCAAUCGUACCCUUUACAUCGGAGCCAGAGAUGACCUUUUCCGAGUGGAGCUGGACAACGUGGUGGGAGAAGAGAUGUUUUACAGCAAGAAAAGGACGUGGGAAUCCAACAAAAAUGACAUCAGAAUCUGUAGAAUGAAGGGAAAACAUGAGGACGAGUGCCGUAACUACAUGAAGGUUCUGCUCAGCCGGCAGGGCGGAUUGUUUAUCUGUGGAACCAACGCCUUCAAUCCGUUAUGUGCCAAUUAUACAGGAGACACUCUUGAGAUGGUGGGGGAAACUGUCAGUGGGAUGGCUAGAUGCCCAUAUGACCCAAAACAUGCCAACGUGGCCCUGUUUGCUGAGGGGAAUCUUUACACUGCCACAGUGACUGAUUUUCUGGCCAUCGAUGCUGUGAUCUACAGGAGUCUGGGGGACAAUCCUGCUCUGCGAACGGUGAAACACGACUCCAAAUGGUUUCGAGAGCCAUACUUCGUGAGUGCUGUGGAAUGGGGGCCGCAUGUCUACUUCUUUUUCAGAGAGAUGGCCAUGGAAUUCAACUACCUGGAGAAGGUGGUUGUCUCUCGUGUGGCACGCGUGUGCAAAGCCGAUCAAGGUGGUUCACAGCGUGUGCUGGAAAAGCAGUGGACGUCAUUCCUGAAAGCUCGGCUGAACUGCUCAAUCCCAGGAGACUCGCACUUCUACUUCAACCUUCUGCAUUCCACCAGUCCCAUCAUCCACAUGCACGGCAGGGAUAUCAUCCUCGCCGUCUUCUCCACACCCUCCAACAGUAUUCCGGGCUCUGCAGUGUGUGCUUUCGACAUGGAACAGCUGGCCGGAGUGUUUGAUGGAAGAUUUAAAGAGCAGAAAUCGCCCGAGUCGAUAUGGACACCUGUUCCAGAUGAGGUUGUGCCCAAACCGAGGCCGGGUGGUUGUGCUGUACAAGGCUCCAAGUUCAAUUCCUCCAAUUCUUUCCCUGAUGACAUGUUAACUUUUGUCAAGACCCAUCCACUGAUGGAUGAAGCCGUCCCAUCACUCGGUCAGAGACCAUGGAUUGUUAGGACCAUGGUCAGAUACCAGCUCAACAAAAUGGUGGUAGACACAAACGCUGGUCCUUAUGGCAACCAGACAAUCCUCUUUCUGGGUUCCAGCCGAGGGACCAUCCUUAAAUUCCUCGUCACCCCCAACAGGGAUAACACAGUGACCAACUACAACGUGUUCCUGGAGGAACUGGAAGGCUACAACCCAGACAGGUGUGGGACGGACUCUCCUCAGGCCAGGCAGCUGCUUUCUCUCACGCUGGACCGCAUCAGUCACAGCCUCCUACUGGCUUUCCCUUCUUGCGUGAUCAAAGUGCCUGUAGCACGCUGCCAACUCUAUUCCCGCUGCAUGAAGAACUGCAUCGCCUCACGGGAUCCCUACUGCGGCUGGACCAGAGGAAGCACCUGCUCUUUCCUCCGUGCGGGUACAAGGCUUCCCUUCGAGCAAGACAUCGAGCAUGGAAACACUUCUCACUUGGGCGACUGUGACGGUCUUCUGCAGGAGAGUUUCAUCGAGGAACCAGAUGGCUUGGUGUCCGUGAACUUGCUGGUGGUCUCAGCGGUUUCAGCGUUUGCCACCGGGGCGGCGUUGUCAGGUUUGAUGGUGUGUUGGAUAAUGAGCCUCAAGCAUCGUCAGCGCUCCAGAGCCAGUGCAUCUGGCAUGGGGAGUCGUCGCAAGAGUGACAAGGAGCAGAGCAUGCUGGGACAUGGCCGCAGCGGUUCCGUGAUCAGCGUGACGCGUAUCAGCGGCAGCGAACGACCCCGCUCGCAGGUUGAAAAUAUGUUCACCAACGGCUGGCCAAAAUCUGGAGACAUCGACCCAGGACUUCCCACUCCAGAACAGACGCCUCUGCAGCAGAAACGUCCCACUCCUAACGUCCAUCUCACAGACUGCGAUUGGGACCAAAGUCAUACUUUCCUCACCCAGACAGGGACUCCCUGCCCAGCGAACUCAGCCGUCAUUUACUUGAGCUCCAAAUACCUGCAAGGUGGGCGGCAAGAGGGAUCCGGUGAUGUUCCUCCUCAUUCGGAGCGUCAGCGGUACCUCAUCCUGUCCCAUCCGCCAAAUCAGCGAGAGCAGAGCGGGCGACCGUCUGCCCCACCUACUCGUAACUCUGCUGGUGAAUACAACUAUCCGGCAACGCCUCAGGACUCACCUGACCGCAGGAGGGUGGUUUCGGCUCCUACCACCCAGUCGGACUAUGGAGAACAUCUGCGAUGGUCCCGCGACGGACUCAACUUCAAUAGCAACAACGCGACUCCUUCUGGCCAUCACCCGUAUCCCAUACAGCCACGCACUAAUGCUGCGUUAAUACGGCCAGGCCACCACACUCAGCGGGGGCUCAAUGAGAUACAGGACUACAGCCACCUGUUGGUGAAAAGUGUAAGUGAGCGCAACCCAAAUGGCCAAUGAGUGGUCCAGGCCCGUUCACACCCUUCAGAGUCCCAUCACCCCCAAGACUCAGACUCCUUCUGUAAUCCUGCCCUUCCUGUCCUCUCUCACUGCCAUCCAGUGUCUUUCAAGUCCCCCACCAGUGGCUGAGCUCUAGGACUUCCGAGAGUGAGAGAACGAGAGCGUUAAUGGUUGAUGGUGUUAAAGCCGCUGUCCUCCCCUGCCUGCAGGGUGACGCCACUUAGCACGUUAGCGGCUUCUAUCACGCCCUGUCUAAUGAAGCGGAAGGAUCGCUUAGGAAUAACGGAUGCGUUGGGUGAUGGGAGGUGAAAUAUAUAAUCAUAAUCCUGCGAACAGCUACGUUGACUGUUUAGCAUAGCGAAGCGGUUCCGGAUUGUCUCUCUGUGUAAUCUCAAGCCCUGUAAACCAUUCAGUGAAAGUGAUCCGUUUCGUUUUCACCUCUCUUGCUUUACGUUUGCGCCUGCGGAUGCUUCUUUAGUGCAUCCCAGGGCCUUUGCAGACAAGCUCAAACUUCCUUGUGUCUGUUUGUAUGUGUAUGUGAGCCGCGCCAAAAUGGGGAUUAAAAUGUGCUUGCCGGCUAGACUUCAUUUGAAAGCAAAAUGGCCGACCAACACUGGAGUUUCUUAAGUGAUCUGAUGUCAAAUGACUGACUACCCCUCCCUCCCUUAACCUAUUAUGUGUCAGGAAGCAAUCAAGACAACUGCCAUGUGACUAAAGACUUUUGUGCUGGAAUAUCAGAUGUAAAUGGGUUAUGGAAAAGCGCGUUCGCCAAAAAUCAUGGAGGAAUCAACCCAUGCUUUCUGGACGGAGCAUGGAAGCACUGUGGAAGUUUCCUUAUAUUGCGUACAGGGACAUAUGUUGUUGGGUGGACCCAUUUAUUUUGUGGUGUAUCUUAAAAACCAAGAAAUUGAGUGCAUUUUUAUCCCCUACACAUGCUAGAAUUGGAGCAGGGCAUUUGCAACACUUUCUCUUUCUUUCGCUCGGCCUGGCUUCGUUCUCUCUGCAGUCCAUUGAGUCGAAUGUGAGCUUGGUUGUCUGGGCCGAAUCGGGCCGCUAGGGAGCUGCAUUCAGAGUGUCUCACUGACACUGGGCGUCUUUGUGCGGCCCAGCCAGAGAAGACCAUCCCAACAACAAAUAACCGUUAAGAGUCAUGGCCUAGCCAUCAGCCCAGCCUAGGAGAAUGUCAAUGAGGAGCCAGACAGAUCGGACCCCUCUGGGUCCCCCCUCACUGCCAGCCUUCACAAACCUCACAGAAUCAGAUGAAUACAAUGUUACAUUUAGAUGGAGAGCAAAAAAAAUCAGACCCACUGGGCUCCCGAUGGCACUGUGCCCACUUCAGCCAUUGUUCAGUUUCCUCUGGCUCUCUUUAGAUUGCUGUUUGUUUGUUUCAGGGUUGUAAACCCCAAGGGAGGGAGGAAAGAAAUAGUGUACUAUUCAAUUCAUUCACCUCUCAGUGAAGGACGUUAUCUCUGUUUUCUUCCCUUGAAGCAACGGUAAUUUACCAAGCAUUACCUGAGUGUGUCCACUAGAGGACGGUAAUGCACUUUUUUUCUUCUUUUUUUUUUUUUUACUUGGUGCUCAAUGGACCCUUUUCACAGUGUGAGGUGACAUUUCUAGAGUAAUUAACGUUGUAAAAAUGUUUUAAUUUGAAUUUUAUUUCAUUUUUUAAGGAAAUGAAUACUUUUAUGAUUUGAGAAGGAUCAUAAGACACUGAAGACUGGAGUAAUGGCUGCUGAAAAUGAAGUUUUGCCAUCACACGUUAAAAUAGUAAACUGUUAUUUUAAUUUUUUGUAUCAAAUAAAUGCCAGCAUGUCAGCAUACAAGACAUUUUCAAAGACAAAAUCUUUCUGACCCCAAAAUUCUAAACAUACCACUAUACUUUGUUAUAUUUCCCUGGCAUUAAAUUACAAAAGAAAUAGUAAACACUGCUGCAGUGGGGUUUCAAAUACAUCUUAUGAGGGAGUCAUGGUAAAUUUGACAUCUUUCUCUCUUCUAACUGCCAUAAUCAAUCCUUUUUUCUUCUUCCUUUAGAAAGUCAUGGAAAUACAAUAUUGAUUUUUUUCUUGUACUGUUUAGACAAAUGGUAAUGCAAAAAUAACAUUUGCUAUGGUCUCACAUUUAUUUCUGUAGAAGUCUACCCUGCUAUUGUUUAUAUUCCAAACCCAAAAAUGUGAAAAUGGUCCACGAGAGGGUUUGACAUCAAAUGGUUGGUGGUCCUAUAAUCAAUGAUUCUUCAACACUAAGUAUAUGUUGGUUUAAAAACAGGCCGUGUUCCAGAUGAAAAGUCUGUUGUAGUGAUAAUAGAGAGAGGAUUUAAGGGCAAGGGAAAGAGUGUGUUCUUUUGAAUGUGGAUGGAUGAAUGCUCUGAAGCUGAACAUUAAAGCAAUUAAUGAAGUGUAUAAUUUAUAGGUUUUAAGUGCCAAUGCAUGACUGAGUUCAGAACUCUGUGUGUAAUUAUUUUUACACAAUCAACAUUAUUGACGCAGCUUUUUAAUUGUCACCCAGCUCAUCUAUUCGUAUUGGAACUGUUGUACCCUCACAACGACUGAGGCCCACCACUAAAAAAGGUCUGCCCGCCCAUGCAUGCGCUCACGCAGGCUUUUCACUCUGUUGCACCAUUAGGCGAAACAUGCGUGAUUACGCUAAGUCUAUCUUGGCCUGAUAAAGCCUAGAGAUGAUCGUGAGAGACGUGCAGAAACACAGGCACCCACUUGCUUACUCACACAGCCAGAUUUUGUGGGCAGCAAAACUCAAGCGGCAAGUCAUCAUUCUCGACCGCAUCCCAUAUAAGCAACAUUUGCCGGAAUAAACCAAAAACAAGCAGCAAACGCAAGUGAUGCUUAUUGUGAAACCUUGUACAAAAGCUCUAAACACCGCCUGGGUUAAUUCACACAAGAUUUUGAGGCAGUGAAAUGGAGUUAAUUUGCUGUGGAGCUUUGUAAAAUGUGUUCCCGGGAAAAGAAAAUAAACGAGGGUUGUUUCACUGUUUUCCUAUGUCGUAAUUCUCUCAAGCAAGAAAUGGAAUCGGCCGUAAAAACUCUGCUAUAGGGUUUUGUUUGGACAGAAAUAUACCUAGCUAUGUUUUAGAGAGCUCCCUACUCUCAAUUUUCCAAUUAAAAUUCUGUCUAUGAACAGUGAGGACAGUGUGCUCGAGGCUUUCUCAUUGUCUGGGAUGUUUUUCUUUCUCUGCUUUGUCUUUUAAAGCCCUGAGAUUUUUAUUUUUUUUUGACGUCCCCCAGCCACAAACUGCCACAGCUAAUGGGCCACCCGACGAAAUGUGCAAACACAAAGAAAGAAAUGGUUUGUUUAGAAAUGACAUGCUUUCAGUAUGCAAAACCUGACAUCUGACAAGCACAAAUGGAGUUUGAAUUUUUUUGUAAAGUUGUAGAGAAUAUAUUAGCCAGUACUGAUAUCUUCAUUUUUAUAUUUGUUUGUUUGUUUGUUUGUUUUGUGGUAAUGUUUUAGGUUGGUUUGAGUUCAUGCAAGUGAUUUGAUUUGCUCUCUGGUGUGUGAAUUUUUUUUCAACAAUGACGAUGAUUAUUCUGCGACUGUGACCUGAAUUUCAGUGUUUGAUCUUGGUUUCUGAACUGUGCAAAGCCUUCGGAUGGGAGUUGUUUCUCCUGAAAGAAAGAGAAGAAGAAAAACACUUUUGCGAAAGAGCCAAGUCUUCUGUUAACUGUGAUGGACUUCUGAUUUGUCUUGCACCGGAGGCUGUUCGUGUUACUGGGUCCAUUGUCAUUAAAUGACAAGUCGUGUCCCCUUCAGUGUACAUAAUGAUUUCAGUGCUUAAAUGUAAUUUAAGUGAACUAUCUGCAUGAACACAGCCUCGGUCUGGAGUCCACAGAGGUAGUGUGUAAUUCAACACAACAUGCUACUAUGUGCCCUAAUAUUGUCCACCAAUCAGACAGUCACAUGCAUGCUUUCCAAAUCAACAGCACAAAUGCACAUAAAGAGACACACACACACACACACACACACAAACACAUGGACAGUGGGGUCCAAAAGUCUUAAAAUACUCUAUUUUCUCAUGCUCAAAUUAUGUAAUUACCAUAAUACUUUAAGUGAAAGAUUUAAUUGAAGAAUUGAGAAUGUCUUUGUAUACAGUUUGUCCUUCUUUUGCUUUAACAUCAGCACUCAAGCUGCAUGUACAGUAGUUUGUGUAAAAUCUGAUGCUAAUGUUCUUCAGCCUGAUUUGAAAUGAUCCAAAGAACAUCUUGUGCUUCAAUGGAAGUAAGAACAUCUGACCGUCUCUACAGAGUUACGUGAUAAAUGUCACAUUUUUUUAUUUGUUUAGUGACCCGGAAAUUGUGCUAAAUUUAUUAAUCAUUUUAUGUUCUAAGGGUUCUUUGUUGUAAAUUGCACAAAAAUCCUGAAACUUUCUUUAUUUUCAAGUGUAAAUGGUAUUUUAAAUCCCAAAUGUUUAGAGUUUUCUCAGACUUUUGGAACGCAGUGUACUUUAACACACACACAACGUGCAGACAUUUUUGCAUUUGGAAACUCAUUGUCCUCAGUUCUGGCUGUCAUUGAGCAUGGAGACUGUGCUCUGUUAUCAUUUCCUGUUCUAAUAAACCAUCA